CCAAUGUGAGUUGAAUUAUUAUCACUAUUUCCGCUUACUAUAUGUUUCAACUUGUUUCCACACUUACCAUAUCUCUUCUAGUUAGUUUGUAAGCUAUGGGUGCUCGUGGUUUUAAGAACUUCGAAAUUUUGUAUUAUUGGACAAAACAGUUUUGCAGAAUGGAGGCUUAUUGUUUGUAAGUUUUUUAGUUUUAAAUUCUAGAAUAAUAGUUGUAAUCAUUUAAGAGGAUGUGAAAACGGAUGCUAAUGAUCAUAUUACCUAUAAAUAAUAGAUUUUAUGUGUAUUUUAACGUUAGAAGAAUUAUAAGUUUUAGCGUUAUUUUCAAUUAUUUAAAUUCAUUAUUAAAACGUCCAAUUUACAUUAUAAUAAACUAGCAUUAUUUUAACUUUACAAGACGUUUUAUUAUGCUUUUUGCGUAUUCGAUGCUGAUAGAUUCAUUGCUUACCCGCUAGUUCAUCACCAGCACAUGCAAACCAUCGCCAGUCUGAAAAUUUGAAGACUAUAAUAUUGAAUAAUGCAUUAAAGAAGUUUAUUAUUUUAUUAAAUCGGCGUCAACUUUUUAUUAUGUAUUUCACGUACUAUUAAACCGACCUUUUUUUGUUGGUAUGACCAGAACAUAUGAUAUAGUCGUUGCACCCAAUCAUUAUUUGCAUUUGUAUAUAUAUUAAAAAUGUUAUCUGUUUGAUAUCUUUGUAUAUACUUAGAAAUUUAACUUGAGCCUCUAGAGUUAGAAAUCAAACCAUUAUUUUUAAAACACUGAUUUAUGAAGCCAUGCAUUCACACACACACACACACACAUAUACAUACAUGAUUAUUUUACUGUGGAUUCUCUAAAGUUACAUAAUUUUGUUAAUAAUUUAUCACUCGUGAAAAAUCAAACUACUAGUAUACUAGCUAAUUAAAAAUAAGAGAAACAAAGUCACAUGCAACUUUGAAAUGAUCAGAUCUGGAGAAAUAAAAAUAAGAAAAGUAAAAAAAAAGUUCACAUGAAGUGGAGUUGCAACCCGAAACCGCAUGAACACUGACGUGGAAUAGAAGUCCUUUACCGACACGGUCCUCCAAGUUCGAAUUGGACUUCUGAGGAUGCAUCUUGUGAAGUCAUCUGCUUUGGAAAACGAAGCCUUCCCCUUGUUUCAUGUUCUUUUCUUUUUCUCACCACAAAACAUUGUCACUACCACUCCAUCACAAUAAUACGGUAGUUAAUACUACUUAAUACCAACAGUAGAGUAUAAAAGCUCUUAAAUAUCAUGAUUUACAUUUAUAUUUUCAAACCUGAGUUUAAAAUCAUUUGGGCCUUCUGCAUAUUAAUGAAAAUUUAUAUUUAAUACUAUAUCAGGAAUUGUUGUUCAAAAAUAAACUCAUUUAUUAAGUUGAUUUAAUAAGAAUAUUAUAUCAUGGGUUCAACAUCAAUUUUAUACUAACUUUCUAAAUUUAAAAAAUUGACAUAGAUCUUAACUUUUGCAAUUUCAUGGUGUUACUGUUAUCAAUAACAAAAGUGUUUACUAAUUGCGGAUUUGAAACGCAAUUCCAAAAGCAUAAACAAACAUGGUUUUAAUAACAAUUUAGGUUAAGAGAAGGUCAAACUAGAAGUGAUAACCCAACUCGAGGUUUUCCAAGUUGGGUGCAUUAAGAAACGUAAAAGCAUAUCAUUAGCCAAAUAAUUUAAACAUUUAAUUGAUUUCAAAUUAAUCUGUAAAAUAAUCAAAACAAGAUUCCCAAAUGUCACCACCACCUCUAUAUAUCUGCUUAACAUCUAAAACCCACCAUGUCUCCAUCAUUACACAACACAGAUAAUCAAACACACACACAAAAAAAAACAGAACAAUGUCUUCUUCUGAUUCCACCAUGGAAGCCAAGAAGUCAAACAAAAUCAGAGAGAUCGUAAAACUUCAACAGAUUCUCAAGAAAUGGCGAAAAGCAGCCCAUGCAUCAAAACAAGCCAACAACAAGAUUGACGAUGAAGAAAACAGCAGUAAACUCAACAGAAGUGGAAGUGGAAGUGCAAGCAAGGGCAUCAAGUUUCUGAAGAGGACACUAUCCUUCACAGAUGUAACAGCUGUUCCUAAAGGCUACUUAGCUGUCUCUGUGGGUAAGGAGGAGAAGAGAUACAAGAUACCAAUGGACUACCUUAGCCACCAAGCUUUCCACGCAUUGUUGCGUGAAGCAGAAGAAGAGUUUGGGUUUCAACAAGCUGGUGUGUUGAAGAUUCCUUGCGAAGUUGCUGUCUUCGAGAGCAUUUUGAAGAUAAUGGAGGACAACAAGAGUGAUGCGUACCUGACCACACAGGAGUGUAGGUUCAAUGCAACGACUGAGGAAGUGGUAAGCUACCGUCAUCCUUCGGAUAUCCCUAGGACUCCAUCUCAUCAACCUCACAGUCCGAUGUGCAGAUAACUUUUCUUUGUUUUGUUUUGAUUUGCUUGUUGAUUGCUUUGAACCAUUCUUCUUCCUCUUCCCCAUGUUCCCACAUUUUCACUUGGGGAUUUGAACUUGUGUACUCUGCAACUUCAAAGAAUGAGAGACAGAGAUUUUUGAAUAAUGAAAUGUAUAAAUGGAUCAUUGAAAAAAAUUGAAA
Raphanus sativus (radish) is the source of this 2572-nucleotide messenger RNA. RefSeq names its product protein SMALL AUXIN UP-REGULATED RNA 51-like. The transcript has 2 exons. Gene Ontology annotation, biological process: response to auxin. Bases 1825 to 2391 code for a protein of 188 amino acids. The record is from RefSeq and is a predicted model, not a curated record. NCBI's taxonomy places the organism in Eukaryota, Viridiplantae, Streptophyta, Magnoliopsida, Brassicales, Brassicaceae.